AUGCACUUAAAGCCCACACUCUCCUAUGUGGUGGUGUCGUCUGUUGUGUCGAGUCUGGACUCCCCUGCCAAGACUAGCUCCAUGGAAAAGAAACUUCUCAUCAAAAGCAAAGAGCUGCAAGACUCUCAGGACAAGUGUCACAAGAUGGAGCAGGAAAUGACCCGGUUACAUCGGAGAGUGUCUGAGGUGGAGGCUGUGCUUAGUCAGAAGGAGGUGGAGCUGAAGGCCUCUGAGACUCAGAGAUCCCUCCUGGAGCAGGACCUUGCUACCUACAUCACAGAAUGCAGUAGCUUAAAGCGCAGUUUGGAGCAAGCACGGAUGGAGGUGUCCCAGGAGGAUGACAAAGCACUGCAGCUUCUCCAUGAUAUCAGAGAGCAGAGCCGGAAGCUCCAAGAAAUCAAAGAGCAGGAGUACCAGGCUCAAGUGGAAGAAAUGAGAUUGAUGAUGAAUCAGUUGGAAGAAGACCUUGUCUCUGCAAGAAGACGGAGUGAUCUCUAUGAGUCUGAGCUGAGAGAGUCUCGGCUCGCAGCUGAAGAAUUCAAGCGGAAAGUAACAGAAAGUCAGCAUAAACUGAUGAAGGCUAAGGAUCAAGGAAAGCCUGAAGUGGGAGAAUAUGCCAGACUGGAGAAGAUCAAUGCUGAGCAGCAACUCAAAAUUCAGGAGCUCCAAGAGAAACUGGAAAAGGCUGUGAAAGCUAGCACAGAGGCCACCGAGCUCCUUCAGAAUAUCCGCCAGGCAAAGGAGCGAGCAGAGCGGGAGCUGGAGAAGCUGCAGAACCGAGAAGAUUCUUCUGAAGGCAUAAAAAAGAAACUGGUAGAAGCUGAGGAACGCCGCCAUUCUCUGGAGAACAAGGUAAAGAGGCUAGAGACCAUGGAGCGUAGAGAAAACAGACUGAAGGAUGACAUCCAGACAAAAUCCCAACAGAUCCAGCAGAUGGCUGAUAAAAUUCUGGAGCUGGAGGAGAAGCAUCGGGAAGCCCAGGUCUCAGCCCAGCACCUAGAGGUGCACUUGAAACAGAAGGAGCAGCACUACGAGGAAAAAAUUAAAGUAUUGGACAAUCAGAUAAAGAAAGACCUGGCUGAUAAGGAGACCCUGGAAAAUCUGAUGCAGAGACACGAAGAGGAAGCCCAUGAGAAAGGGAAAAUUCUCAGUGAGCAGAAGGCGAUGAUCAAUGCCAUGGAUUCCAAGAUCAGAUCCCUGGAACAGAGGAUCGUGGAACUGUCCGAAGCCAAUAAGCUUGCAGCAAAUAGCAGUCUUUUCACCCAGAGGAACAUGAAGGCUCAAGAAGAGAUGAUUUCAGAGCUCAGGCAACAGAAGUUUUACCUGGAGACGCAGGCUGGGAAGUUGGAGGCCCAGAACCGGAAGCUGGAGGAACAGCUGGAAAAAAUCAGCCACCAGGACCACAGUGACAAGAAUCGGCUACUUGAGCUAGAGACAAGGCUGAGGGAGGUCAGUCUAGAGCAUGAGGAGCAGAAACUGGAGCUAAAGCGCCAGCUCACAGAGCUGCAGCUCUCCCUUCAGGAGCGCGAGGCCCAGCUUACAGCCCUCCAGGCGGCCCGGGCGGCCCUGGAGGGCCAGCUGCGCCAGGCAAAGACGGAGCUGGAGGAGACGACAGCUGAAGCAGAAGAGGAGAUCCAGGCUCUCACGGCACAUAGAGAUGAAAUCCAGCGCAAAUUUGAUGCUCUCCGUAACAGCUGUACUGUAAUCACCGACCUGGAGGAGCAGCUAAACCAGCUGACAGAGGACAACGCCGAGCUCAACAACCAAAACUUCUACUUGUCCAAACAACUUGACGAGGCUUCUGGUGCCAACGACGAGAUAGCGCAGCUGCGCAGUGAAGUGGAUCACCUCCGUCGGGAGAUCACCGAGAGGGAGAUGCAGCUUACCAGCCAGAAGCAAACGAUGGAGGCUCUGAAGACCACGUGCACAAUGCUGGAGGAGCAGGUUAUGGAUCUGGAGGCCCUGAACGACGAGCUGCUGGAGAAGGAGCGGCAGUGGGAGGCAUGGAGGAGCGUCCUUGGUGACGAGAAGUCCCAGUUUGAGUGUCGAGUGCGAGAGUUGCAGAGGAUGUUGGACACUGAGAAGCAGAGCAGGGCAAGAGCCGACCAGCGGAUCACCGAGUCACGUCAAGUGGUAGAGCUGGCGGUGAAGGAGCACAAGGCCGAGAUCCUGGCUCUACAGCAGGCUCUCAAGGAGCAGAAGCUAAAAGCUGAGAGCCUCUCCGACAAGCUCGGUGACCUGGAAAAGAAGCAUGCCAUGCUUGAAAUGAACGCCCGGAGCUUGCAGCAGAAGCUCGAGACGGAGCGAGAGCUCAAACAGAGGCUGCUGGAGGAGCAAGCCAAAUUACAGCAGCAGAUGGACCUGCAAAAGAAUCACAUUUUCCGCCUGACUCAAGGGCUGCAGGAAGCUCUUGAUCGGGCCGACCUGCUGAAGACGGAGAGGAGUGAUCUGGAGUAUCAGCUUGAGAACAUUCAGGUUCUCUAUUCUCAUGAAAAAGUGAAAAUGGAAGGCACUAUUUCUCAACAGACCAAACUCAUCGAUUUUCUGCAAGCCAAAAUGGACCAGCCUGCAAAAAAGAAAAAGGGUUUAUUUAGUCGACGGAAAGAGGACCCUGCUUUGCCCACACAGGUUCCUCUGCAGUACAAUGAGCUGAAGGUGGCCCUGGAGAAGGAGAAGGCUCGCUGUGCAGAGCUGGAGGAGGCCCUUCAGAAGACCCGCAUUGAGCUCCGGUCCGCCAGGGAGGAAGCUGCCCACCGAAAAGCCUCAGACCACCCCCACCCAUCUACGCCAGCCACAGCGAGGCAGCAGAUCGCAAUGUCUGCCAUUGUGCGGUCGCCCGAGCACCAGCCCAGUGCCAUGAGCCUGCUCGCCCCGCCUUCCAGCCGUAGAAAAGAGUCUUCAACUCCAGAGGAAUUCAGUCGGCGUCUUAAGGAACGCAUGCACCACAAUAUUCCUCACCGAUUCAAUGUGGGACUAAACAUGCGAGCCACGAAGUGUGCUGUGUGUCUGGAUACUGUGCACUUUGGACGCCAGGCAUCCAAGUGUCUCGAAUGCCAGGUGAUGUGUCAUCCCAAGUGCUCCACGUGCUUGCCAGCCACCUGCGGCCUGCCCACCGAGUAUGCCACGCACUUCACUGAGGCCUUCUGCCGUGACAAAAUGAACUCCCCAGGCCUCCAGACCAAGGAGCCCGGCAGUAGCUUGCACCUGGAGGGGUGGAUGAAGGUGCCCAGGAAUAAUAAGCGAGGACAGCAAGGCUGGGACAGGAAGUACAUUGUUCUGGAAGGAUCUAAAGUCUUAAUUUUUGACAGUGAAGCCCGAGAAGCUGGACAGAGGCCGGUGGAAGAAUUUGAGCUGUGCCUUCCCGAUGGGGACGUGUCUAUUCAUGGUGCCGUUGGUGCUUCUGAGCUUGCAAAUACAGCUAAAGCAGAUGUCCCAUACAUACUGAAGAUGGAAUCUCACCCGCACACCACCUGCUGGCCUGGGAGAACGCUCUACUUGCUAGCUCCCAGCUUCCCUGACAAACAGCGCUGGGUCACUGCCUUAGAAUCGGUGGUCGCAGGUGGGAGAGUGUCUAGGGAGAAAGCAGAAGCUGAUGCUAAAUUGCUUGGAAACUCCCUCCUGAAACUGGAGGGUGAUGACCGCCUCGACAUGAACUGCACACUGCCCUUCAGCGACCAGGUGGUGUUAGUGGGCACUGAGGAAGGGCUGUACGCACUGAAUGUCUUGAAAAACUCCCUGACCCACGUCCCAGGCAUCGGAGCCGUCUUCCAGAUUUAUAUCAUCAAGGACCUGGAGAAGCUGCUCAUGAUAGCAGGGGAGGAGCGGGCCCUGUGUCUGGUGGAUGUGAAGAAGGUGAAGCAGUCUCUAGCGCAGUCGCACCUUCCCGCCCAGCCAGACAUCUCGCCCAACGUUUUCGAAGCUGUCAAGGGCUGCCACUUGUUUGCUGCUGGAAAGAUUGAGAAUGGGCUCUGCAUCUGUGCAGCCAUGCCUAACAAAGUUGUCAUUCUCCGUUACAAUGAGAACCUCAGCAAGUACUGCAUCCGGAAGGAGAUAGAGACCUCAGAGCCUUGCAGCUGUAUCCACUUCACCAAUUACAGUAUCCUCAUUGGAACUAACAAAUUCUACGAAAUUGACAUGAAGCAGUACACGCUGGAGGAAUUCCUGGAUAAGAAUGACCAUUCCUUGGCGCCUGCUGUGUUUGCCUCCUCUUCCAACAGCUUUCCUGUCUCAAUCGUGCAGGUGAACGGUGCAGGGCAGCGGGAGGAGUACUUGCUCUGCUUCCACGAGUUUGGGGUGUUUGUGGAUUCUUAUGGAAGACGUAGCCGCACAGAUGAUCUCAAGUGGAGUCGCUUACCUCUGGCCUUUGCCUACAGAGAACCUUACCUGUUUGUGACCCACUUCAACUCGCUCGAAGUAAUUGAGAUCCAGGCACGUUCCUCUCUGGGGACCCCUGCCCGAGCAUAUUUGGAAAUCCCGAACCCACGCUACCUGGGCCCUGCGAUUUCGUCGGGAGCCAUUUACCUGGCUUCCUCAUACCAGGAUAAAUUAAGGGUCAUUUGCUGCAAAGGAAACCUUGUGAAGGAGUCUGGCACUGACCACCACCGGGUCCCCUCCACAUCCCGCAGCAGCCCCAAUAAACGAGGCCCGCCAACCUACAACGAGCACAUCACCAAGCGUGUGGCCUCCAGCCCGGCGCCCCCUGAAGGGCCCAGCCACCCCCGAGAGCCAAGCACACCCCACCGCUACCGGGAGGGGCGGACAGAGCUGCGCAGGGACAAGUCCCCUGGCCGCCCCCUGGAACGAGAGAAGUCACCAGGCCGGAUGCUGAGCACACGGAGGGAGCGGUCCCCUGGGAGACUGUUUGAAGACAGUAGCAGGGGCCGCCUGCCCGUGGGGGCCGUAAGGACCCCACUGUCCCAGGUCAAUAAGGUCUGGGACCAGUCUUCAGUAUAA
This is a messenger RNA of Orycteropus afer afer, 4953 nucleotides long. The record is from RefSeq and is a predicted model, not a curated record. Lineage: Eukaryota; Metazoa; Chordata; Mammalia; Tubulidentata; Orycteropodidae.